Thecamonas trahens ATCC 50062 is the source of this 2043-nucleotide messenger RNA. Its product is annotated as NPHP1 protein. Gene Ontology annotation, cellular component: cytoplasm; cilium. Gene Ontology annotation, biological process: protein localization involved in establishment of planar polarity. The coding region runs from base 1 to 2043 and encodes 680 amino acids. The record is from RefSeq and is a predicted model, not a curated record. The transcript has 2 exons. NCBI's taxonomy places the organism in Eukaryota, Apusomonadida, Apusomonadidae.
AUGGCAGAGGGCCACGAGGACUACGAGGGCGUGGACCUUAACAAGGUUGAGGCUGACGACCUUGAGGAGCUCAUGCUUGACGACGAUGAGGUAGGAGUUGUUGAUGGCAUGGGAUAUGCUGAUGAGGCCCAGUCGCGGAAGGACAAGGAGGUGGAGGACGAGCAGUUUGCAACCGACGAUGUGUGCGGACCGGAAGAUCUGAGUGACUCGGAAGGCGAGUCGGACGAGGACCGCGGCGAGGAUGAUGAUGGAGGUGAGGAAGAGAAUUGCGAUGGUGAUGCUGGCGAGUUUGGAUCGCGCAAAAAGUACCGCGUCAAGCGCAGGCGCCACGGAAGGCGGCGGCGGUCGCGCAAGUCGCGCAAGUCGCAGAAGAGCGACGAUGGCGGCGCGGUGGUGAAAGAGGAGAGGGAGGUCGAGUUGGAGGAGGAGAACGUGAUACCGACGGCGGAAGGCAACGGCGAGUCGCGGCGGCGGAAGAGACGGCGGCGGUCGUCGCGCAAGCCCAAGGGCGACGCUGGCAGCGGGGCCGAGGUGGCGCAGCAGGUCACCGGGGCUGCGGCGGCGCCGCCGAUUGAGAGUGAUGACGACGAGUGGCAAGAGGAAGCCGCGGCUGCGGGCGCAGUGGCACCAAGCGAGCCGUCGACAGCGGUCUCGCAUGUCACCGGACAGCACUGGGAGCAGCUGCGCAAGACGUUUCGGCAGGGCGCCCAGAUGGCGUCUGUGCUCGAGGGGUGGUACCCCGGUGUGCGCGGGUCAACGCUGGCGCACAUCUACGAGCUUGGACACCACCGGCCGUCGGCACAUCUCAUCCCGGCGCUUGCCUCGCACGGGCUCGGAUACGCUGACCUUGCGGUAGAGCGCAACACGGGUGAGCUGCGGCCGGUGUACUCGCGGUCAACGUUUGCAGUCCGGCUGACGACGGCGCUCGGCGUGCCGACGCCCGGCAACUAUGCAGAGAUUCUGGAGCGCAAGGCGCGGAUCUGCCUCUUUGACGGCGAGUCAAUCCUCUCAAACAUCCACGUGGUGGUGGCGACGAAAGAUUCGCAGUUCUCGGCCGAGGUUGGAACGACGACGCGGAUCCGUGAGCAGUGGAAGUUUCCGCGGCACGGCGGGUUUGUGCCGUCGUCGGAGGAGCAUGACAACGUGCUAGUGGUUCGGUUUCCGGCGCCGCCGUCUGUGGAGGCUGCGUCGCGGAUGUGUCUUCUUGUCGAGCUUGCGAUGGUGUUUGUCCGUCGCGGCGAAGUCGACGCUGCGCACCCGCAGGGCCGGAUCAUCGAGUCUGGCGAGGUGUCUGCAGGAUGGACAACGCUGCCGCUGUUUCCGGACCGCGACGGCAAGCUGGUGGACCUGUCAUCAUACACGCUUCCCCUGCACGGCGGAUCGCCGCAAGCGCCCACAACCCUCAUCUCGCAGCAGGAGAUCGAGGCGCAGCGGAUCCCGAUGUGGAAGGUGUUCUCAAAGCGGGCGGGGCCCAAGCUCAAGCUGAAGCUCGGCUCGCUCUCGCGGUCGCACAUGCACGCGUCGGGCUUCCUGCCGUCGACGUUUCUGGCGUCGUUUUCGACGCUGCCGCUGCUGGUGCUGUUCCGGCAGCUGCUCGCGGCGCGGCUGCUUGGGCCGAGCGGCGGGGCGGGCGAGGCUGGGGACAGCGGCGAGGCGAGCCGGGCGACGGCGGUCUCGUACGAUCCUGUGCUCACGCUCUUCCCGAUGAUGCUUGACGAGCCGGACAUGAUCGAGUGGCUGGAGAUCAUGUGGGCGGCCAAGACGCGGCACAUGACCAAGUCUGAGCGGCGGAGUGUGGGAGCGGCCGGCCCGGUCUUUUCGACUAUGAUCUCUGAACUCUGGCCGCUGUUCUACGUUCACUUUCUGGCACCGCUCGGCAACCCAGAGCCGCAUGUCCGGCGCGAGCGGCUGGCGUUUGUAGAGGACUUUGUGCAGGAGCCUGUGGCGCGGACGGCGCUGGAUCCUGGCGCGUAUAACGUGUACCAGCCGUUCCACAUCGAAGAGGUGGCCUUUGAUCCGCUUGCUAACCUCGGCUCUGCGUGA